Messenger RNA from Neoarius graeffei (lesser salmon catfish), 3969 nucleotides. RefSeq names its product KN motif and ankyrin repeat domains 1b (gene kank1b). The transcript is spliced from 12 exons. The record is from RefSeq and is a predicted model, not a curated record. The coding region runs from base 1 to 3756 and encodes 1251 amino acids. Gene Ontology annotation, molecular function: protein binding. Gene Ontology annotation, biological process: negative regulation of actin filament polymerization. Gene Ontology annotation, cellular component: cytoplasm; cytoskeleton. NCBI's taxonomy places the organism in Eukaryota, Metazoa, Chordata, Actinopteri, Siluriformes, Ariidae.
AUGGUAUCUGCAUUCGUGGUUCCCACCAUGAAGCAUGGAGGAGGAGGUUCUCCUAUUUCAGCCAGUGAGCUCUAUAAUGCCAUCAGUGUUGUAGCUGUCCUCUUGGACAUUAUUCUGACAAUUGCCCUUCCUGCCCAUACAGAUGGCCUGAACUUGGAAGUGUCUGGAUGGUGUUGUACUGAUGAAACUAGUGCUGAAACCUCCCGCAAUUGUUCCAUUUGCCUUGGUACACCUUACACUUAUAACCUUGAAAUAGAUUUUAAAUACGUGGACGACGUCAAAGAAAGUGACAUCAUUCGGCGGUUGGGUUUUAACAGACGGCCCAGGGCCAAACCAGUCUCUGAACCUCAGAGUGGGAUUGAUUCUUCCCACUGGGCCUCGUCUGGGUCACUGUCAUCUGUGAGCAGCAAUGCAACUAAGAAUUCCUCUAUCAUCUCCUCUUCCUCCUCCUCUUCUUCUGUUAACAGAAGAAAACCUCCACUUCCUCCCUCACAUUCUUCAUCUAAAUCCACCUCUGAAGCUUCCGAGCAUUAUGAAACCCCACAUGUUUGCCAGAAUAGCUCAGAUGGGAAGCCUCCCCUAGUUACACGGCAAUCCACUACUUCUAAACCAAAUCCUUUAGUGGAAAAGACCUUGAUUGAGACACAAAAGCAUUUAGAACAAGAGAAGAGUUCUUCUCAGACAAUGACACCAGAGAUAUACCCACGGCGUAGGCUAGCUGCUUUUGCUGGCCUAAGCUCAAGUGGUAUUCUGACAUCACAUACCAGCUGGAGUGCUCUUAACCACAGUCAGUCCCAGGAAAAUCAUAAAGGGUCUAAGCUAACAGUUCCUGAUCAGGCUUCCUCAGGGAGCAACUCUUUGAGAACCAGCCCCAAGAGCUCUGGCAGGCCCGCUCCAGUGACUACUGUUCGUCCACUGGACCUUCAGUUGGUCAGGGAUCAAAUGGUAGUGGCUCUAGAAAGGCUGAAACAGAUGGAGGAACAAGUAAAGAUUAUACCUGUGCUGCAAGUCAAGAUCUCUGUCUUGAAGGAAGAAAAGAAACAGCUUAGUGCAUUGGUAAAAAAACUAGAGAAUCAAAAUGUAGGUUGCAAUCUCGAUCCAGAUUUGCAAGGUCUAUCCAGGAAAAGAGCAUAUAGCACAGGAAGUACUGUGAAGUAUUCCAAACCAGAAAAAGAUGAUGUGGGCCAGAGGGAGUCUGCUAAAAAGCUCAACAGUUGGGAAAAUGCCUUGUCUGAUCUUGACCAGUCUAAGCAGCUAAAUGCUGAAAUGCAGAUGACGGUCAAUGAUAAUGAGAAUAUGGGUGAAGAGUUUGUGCAUUCAAGAAGUAGGGAUGUUGCUCAAGAAACCAAACUCAAUGUACAGUCAGUAGAAGUUGGUGUUACUGAAGCUAUGCUGGGUGUGGUGUCAGACACUGAACUGGAGCUUGUGAUACAACAACAAACUAUUCAAGUUUUGAGGGACAAGGUGCAAACACUGGAGGUAGAUCUUAAAGAGGCAUUGCUUAAAGCAGAAUUGUGCAGACUGAAGAGUGAGCUACAGGAAGCUGGGGCUCAUACCCAUGCUGCCAAGAAUUAUAGUACACAACCAGAGAUGCAAAGCAUUGCAACUCAGACAGGAAUGCUGACAAAGACAAUUGGAAUUGGAAAUCAUGUUCAACUUGUACAUGCUGCUGUUGGGGAAGGGGCAGUGCAAACUCUUAACACUGUAGGAGUAACCUGCCAGCCGGAGACAAGUGAUGUGGCCUCUGGCCUGGACACACCCAUGGAAAUGUGGGCGAUACAGAAGAAAGUGGAAAAUAGGGAUCAAUGUGUAGGAACACAAUAUGUUCCAACUUGCAGUCAAAGUGUUGGGACAUCUGUGAGUGUUUGUCAUGUUGGUAUUAUGACCUUAGAGUUGAUAGAGACUCUGGAAAAAAAGAAGACAUCCACUAGAACAGUAGGCUGUGGUGAUUGCACCAUAGAUAUAAAUGUCAACAUGGUCAAGCCUCUUGUUUCCCAAGGUAUUGUCACUGAACCUGUCAGAGGUAUAGACGUUGGUGUAAUAAUGACUCCACAAACCAUGUCCCAAUGCACCAACACUGCUGUCCAUACAGUCUCUCACUGCACUAGCACUUCACCACUUCACAUCUCUGAAGCAAGCACCAUUCCAACAAACAUGCUUAUGCAGGAAAGACAUACCAACACUGUCCGCACCAUCACUCGAACACUUGCAGUUGGUGAUGGGAAAGUUAUUGAUCAACAAGUGGCUAGAAAAAUGCGCUCCAUUGCAGUGGGGACUCCUGUUUACCUGAAGGAAGGAACAGUCACUCCUGGCACCCCCAAAGUGAUGACUUGUGAUACUGGUGUUGGACUGACUAACAUUAAUGAGAAUUUCUUGGUUGGGCUCCGGACACGGAACAUGGCAUGUGGUCCUUCCCGCUUACCAGAUCCUCAAAAGACCCGGAGUAUAGGGGUCGAGGUGGGUGAUGGGAGGAUACGGGAUGUGGAUGGGCACAUGUGGAUGCCUGUACACUUACUACAGCCACAUUUAUAUGCACAGACAGAGCCUGGACUGGAUCAUUACAUAGACCGAAUGCAGAAAUUGCUAAAAGAGCAACAAAGUUUGCUAACUAGCAGCCAUUUUAAACCAAGGGAUGAUAUUGCUGUUCAGCCCAACCACCUCCUGGACACACAGCAUGGAGUUUCUUGGCAUGACUCUUCUUCAAAAGCCAGUGAGUGCAUGCAGCUUAAAUCAAAGAAUUUAAUGGGACAUUUCAGUGAUGAUAGCACCAUCAGAUCCAUUAUCACAAGAAAGGACAUGUCUCAGAGAUGUGCAGAAAGCAGGAAGACGCUCAAGUCUCUUUCUCCAGGGUUCGAGUGUCUAUCCAUUACUGAAGAUUCCUUCUCUGAAUGGACUGAUUCUGAGGAGCAGAAGAAGAAGAGAAUGAAGCAGAUAGAGGAGGGUCCCAGGAUCAGCACAAAAUCUUCUAAAAUGGAGAGAAGAGAAGGAUAUGACAUGAGUGACAAAGUGAUUUCUGCCUGUCACAAAUUAAAAGCCCACCUAAAUGACACCAAGGGUUUAUCCAACAGAGAACUGCGUUCCUGCCUGAAUGUGAUCCAACAAGACUGGUUCUGUGUGUCCAGUCAAAAGAAAGCAUGUCCAGAGACAGUUGAAGGUUUUCUGAGCAUGUGUCGUCAUGUAUCACCUGCUGUUCUGACUCAUGUUGCCAACAUGGCUGACCGGAAUGGCAACACAGCACUGCACUACAGUGUGUCCCAUUCUAACUUCAGGGUGGUGCAGAAACUGCUGGAUGCAGGUGUAUGUAAUGUAAAUCAGCAGAAUAAAGCUGGAUACACUCCCAUCAUGUUGGCUGCUUUGGCUGCUGUGGAAACCAAGGAAGACAUGAGCGUGGUGGAGGGGCUCUUCAGGAAGGGAGACGUUAAUGCCAAGGCCAUUCAGGCUGGUCAGACUGCCCUCAUGCUGGCGGUCAGCCAUGGACGUAUGGAUAUGGUGAAAGUUCUUUUAGCUUCGGGGUCAGAGGUCAAUAUUCAGGAUGAGGAGGGCUCUACUGCACUCAUGUGCGCCAGUGAGCAUGGCCAUGUCGAUAUUGUCCGUGUUCUAUUGGCUCAGCCGGGCUGUAAUGCCACUCUGAGUGACAAUGAUGACAGCACUGCAUUGUCCAUAGCCCUAGAUGCUGGCCACAGUGACAUUGCCAUGCUCUUGUAUGCUCAUAUAAACUAUGGAAUGGGCCAGCCAUUGGCUACUUCUCGAAGGUAGACAUCAGCUGCACCAACUCCAGGCCAUUUUGAGUGAUUGAUUUGUUUCACUUAUCUCCUAGUGUUGCAUGCCCAGUCUUUGUAGGCCACUACCAUAAAUCUAGAAGUCAACUGUUGAAGACACUUCCAACAGAUUUGUGGAAUAGCAAGCCCUAGAUGACAGUAUUUACAAUGAACCAAUAAUAGUAAUCUGCCUGUAAGUUUAGCUGAAAUA